Messenger RNA from Chionomys nivalis (European snow vole), 1580 nucleotides. It is a transcript of the gene Cdk3, whose product is annotated as cyclin dependent kinase 3. The transcript has 7 exons. Gene Ontology annotation, biological process: regulation of gene expression; signal transduction; protein phosphorylation. Gene Ontology annotation, cellular component: nucleus; cytoplasm; cyclin-dependent protein kinase holoenzyme complex. Lineage: Eukaryota; Metazoa; Chordata; Mammalia; Rodentia; Cricetidae. Gene Ontology annotation, molecular function: cyclin binding; cyclin-dependent protein serine/threonine kinase activity; ATP binding. The record is from RefSeq and is a predicted model, not a curated record. Bases 416 to 1390 code for a protein of 324 amino acids.
GGUCACCCUUGCUGAGGUUCUGACCUAAGAAUUGGCAAACUGGCCAAGCUAAGGUCCUGGGUCUUGAUGUGUGACCCAGAGCAGGACUGUAGCUUCAGAAGCCUUGGCCAACUCCUAACCUCUGCCUCAGACUGCCACCCUCCCUUGUAUAGCCUUUCUGGGUAGAUUCCUGUGGCUCCGGAGCACUGGUUUGCCUACCCUGAAACAUGGGCUGAGGCAGAAGUUUGGGCUCUCCUGCGCUCCGUAGCCAGGCAAAGGAGAAGCAGGCGCUGGGCUGAGCUGGGCUGGCCAAGAAGCAGCCUUUAGCCUUGAACCAUCUUCCUGAGCAAGAUGGUGGCAGGCCGUGCCCGGGGAGAGGGGGUCAGGGUCAGGGCUAGUCACAGUGUGACGUGCAGACUGGAGUCUGGAAGUGGGGAUGUUUCAUAUGGAAUUUAAAUGUCCAGAUGCGGUCUGUUUCCCUGUCAGCUCUACAGACAUGGAUGCGUUCCGGAAGGUCGAAAAGAUCGGAGAGGGCACCUAUGGGGUGGUCUAUAAAGCCAGGAACAAGGAGACUGGGCAGACUGUGGCCCUCAAGAAGAUCAGGCUGGAUGUGGAGACUGAGGGGAUCCCCAGCACUGCCAUCAGAGAGAUCUCCUUGCUCAAAGAAUUGAAGCACCCCAACAUCGUCAAACUGCUGGAUGUGGUCCAUAGAGAGAAGAAACUCUACCUGGUGUUCGAGUUCCUCACUCAGGACCUGAAGAAGCACAUGGAUUCGGCCCCCACCCCGGAGCUCCCCCUGAACGUAGUCAAGAGCUACCUGUCCCAGCUGCUGCAGGGGCUGAAUUUCUGUCACUGCCAUCGGGUCAUCCACCGAGACCUGAAGCCUCAGAACCUGCUUAUCAAUGAGUUUGGAGCCAUCAAGCUGGCUGACUUCGGACUGGCUCGAGCCUUCGGGGUUCCCAUGCGUACCUACACCCACGAGGUGGUGACACUGUGGUACCGUGCCCCCGAGAUCCUCUUGGGCAGCAAGUUCUAUUCAACAGCUGUAGACCUGUGGAGCAUUGGUUGUAUCUUCGCAGAAAUGGUGAUUGGCAAACCUCUGUUUCCUGGUGACUCGGAGAUCGACCAGCUCUUUCAGAUCUUCCGUAUCCUGGGGACCCCCAGUGAAGCCACAUGGCCAGGAGUCUCCCAGCUGCCUGACUAUCAGAGCAGCUUCCCCAAGUGGACCAGGAAGGCGCUGGAGGAGAUCGUGCCUAGUCUGGGACCAGAAGGCAAGGACCUGCUCCUGCAACUCCUGCAGUAUGACCCCAGCCGGAGGAUCACGGCCAAGACCGCCCUGGCCCAUCCCUACUUCUCUACCGAACACUCCUUAGCACCCCGCCAUUGCAUGGUGGAGAGUUUCUACCACUGAGAACAUGUAUGUGGGGCCCACACCUCGCACCCACCCAUUUCCAAUAAAGCAUAUUUGGAGAGAGCAUACACCUGUGAGCAAUUUUAUGCCUGUCAUCAGAAGGCUGGGUUGGGUUCAUCCUGCCCGGACAUUGGCUACUUCCUGUGUUGUUGGUUGGAUUUAAUGGUGCUCUUUCAAAAGUCAUACAGGU